Ixodes scapularis (black-legged tick) is the source of this 1452-nucleotide messenger RNA. Its product is annotated as adhesive plaque matrix protein 2. NCBI's taxonomy places the organism in Eukaryota, Metazoa, Arthropoda, Arachnida, Ixodida, Ixodidae. The record is from RefSeq and is a predicted model, not a curated record. The coding region runs from base 158 to 835 and encodes 225 amino acids. The transcript has 8 exons.
AUAGACUUUCAACGAUAUCCCGAUAAGCGACGCCCGCAUUGUCGUCCGCCAACAGACAAGACCGUGAGACGGCUAGAGAUAACCGACUGCGGCUACGCACUCCACACUGUUCUCUAUACUUGAUUUAGAAAGAAACGCUCACAAAAGCUAGCAGAAUAUGAUCCCACUAAUGUUAAUAAUUUGCACCGUUGGUGUAGUCAACGUAAGCGGUUCUUCAGACUUACCGCCUCAAGUGCCACAAGCACAACUCGAAGAUAAGAGCACCGAUUUGAAUGAGGAAGAUCGAUGUUUAACCGACUUCAAGGAUGAGGCUGAAAUAUUUGAAGGAAAACUCGAAUGUCAAAAGGACAGUGAAAAUGGCUAUAAACUUGCUUGCGUGGGACAAUAUAGGGAGUAUAUGAGCUACAAAAAAGGAGAUCUAACAAUAGAGAUAUGUGAACUGAAAGAAUGUCAAGAAUAUUGCACAGAAGAGGGAGAAGAGUGUCUAGAAAACGAAUGCGUCUGCAAAAAGUCGCACUUCGUUAGUGAAGGCAGCAAAUGCAUUCCCUACUGCAUAAAAAAAGAUCCCUGCCAAAACGGCGGCAAGUGCACGCUAAGCGAAAAAACUCCUUUUCAUUGCAGGUGCAAACCCGGAUUUAAAGGACCUUUAUGUGAACUUGAAGAUGUCAUAAUGGCGACUACCAUAAGGAAUACGGUGGUAGUGGGAGUCGUCUUCGGCAUUUUAAUUGUCCUCUGCUUGGCGGUCGCCAUCGUUAUCAUUCAAAGGCUAAAAAACAAAAUUGCCAUGCAUGAGAAUGCUAAUGAGGUCUACGACAACCAGGCAGCAGAUUUAUAAAAAUGAAAAGACGUUUUUCGUGCAUCUCGUAAAUUAUUAACACAACGCUCACUCUAUGAGGACAAGUUGUGACGAACUUAAAAGAACAAAAGUUUUUUUCGCACCUCAUUUACAAAUAGCUAAAAUAAUAUAAGUGAUAUCAACAUACUUGCAGUCACAAAGGGCAGCUUAAACGGGAUGUGUUCGCGAACACCGGCAAAACUGUCCCUGCAAAAAAGCACGUAAAACAGAAAAACCAUUUUGUGCCAUUCUAGUCCCUGUUGGGGGGCGAAUUUAGCGAAGUGCAUAGCGUGUCAGAUAACGAGGCCCUUAAUUAAAUUACUAAUUUAACUUGUUAGUAAAGAAACACAUGUAACUACAAAUAGAUACUUGCUGGCGGGAUCAAAACCUACUAAGUCACUGAAGUUUAGAAACCUUUGAAGCACUCAAAAAGGGUGGUGGUGCGCCCAUGUUUCAGCCUGAGCUACAGAGCAAGACUGGCAGAGCCAAAAUGCGGAUGAUAAAAGCUGGGAAAACCAUGCUCGUGCGUAGAAUUCGGAUGCAGUUUCAAGCCCCGGAAAACAAAGAACGGUCUCCAAAUAUUUGUAAAAUUAAAAGUUUCAGGAAGUUUCAACAAA